Molecule: messenger RNA, 562 nt
Organism: Hyphopichia burtonii NRRL Y-1933
Lineage: Eukaryota; Fungi; Ascomycota; Pichiomycetes; Serinales; Debaryomycetaceae
Gene: ELC1
Product: elongin C
Exons: 1
Coding region: 1-303 (100 amino acids)
Biological process (GO): ubiquitin-dependent protein catabolic process
Cellular component (GO): elongin complex
Molecular function (GO): protein-macromolecule adaptor activity
Source: RefSeq, a predicted model, not a curated record
AUGUCCGGAACAGAAGAGUCCUCUUACGUUACCUUGGUAUCGGCUGACAACCAUAAGUUCAUUGUACUCAAGGAGGUUGCGCUGAUUUCAUCAGUGUUGAGAAGUACCCAAGGUUUUGGUGAAGGGAGAACGGGUAAGAUCUCCUUGGACAUGGACGGUGAUAUCCUCGAGUGCAUCGUGGAUUACCUUUACUACCACUACAAGUAUAAGGACUUGGCAGAAUCGGGAAAUAUACCUGAGUUCAAUAUACCUACUCAUCUUGCAUUAGAACUUCUAGUGAAGGCCGAUUUCUUAGAUAUUUAAGUGGAUAGCUGUCGAAAAAAGACUCACAAGAUAUCUCCUUUACUUGUCAAGUACGAAGUCACAUCACCGUGAUACGUGAAUUGACGAAUAGAUAGCCAAACUACUGGAUCAGCUUCCGAGACAUAAUUGGAUUGCUCAGAAAGGCUUGCCUCUUUACGACGGGACGAACGUGUAUAAUCAUAUCAAAAACAAAAACAAAUACAUAGUCAACAAUGAUAUAGCCAGAAAUAUACUAUCUAGUGCUUACGCUUGUUUGUAG